Molecule: messenger RNA, 1933 nt
Organism: Xylaria bambusicola
Lineage: Eukaryota; Fungi; Ascomycota; Sordariomycetes; Xylariales; Xylariaceae
Product: voltage-gated shaker-like K+ channel, subunit
Exons: 4
Coding region: 206-1198 (330 amino acids)
Cellular component (GO): cytoplasm
Source: RefSeq, a predicted model, not a curated record
CCAGGCGUGGUAGCAGGAAAUAAAAUCAAAAUCCGGUCCGGCCUAUCGGGUUAAGGGAGCUGUUGCUUAAUAAAUCCGAUUCCCAGACUGAUAUCACCAUGCUAUAUAAAAGUAGCCUUAUGGUGCAAAGGUGAUGCUCGUUUAUGUAUCUAGCAUUAAUCUACUUGCAGAGUCUUGUAAUCUUACCGUGUAACAUCCAGUGAACAUGCCUAUUCUUCAAGAUAAACAAGUUGGCCCAAUUGGCUUGGGCCUAAUGGGUUUCACCUGGCGCUCAAACCCGUGCUCUCUGGAGCAGGCUUUCGAGACGAUGCGCGCGGCUCUCGCGAAUGGAUGUAAUUUCUGGAACGGCGGAGAGUUCUACGGGCCGCCUGGAUAUAACAGCUUAGUGCUUCUGGAAAAAUACUUUGAGAAGUACCCAGAGGAUGCGGACAAAGUUGUCCUUUCUAUCAAAGGUGGUGUGAAUCCCGAGACCCACGUGGUAGAUGGAUCGCCUGAAAACACGCGCCGAAGCUUGGACAACACUCUUGCGCAGCUCAAGGGCAGGAAGAAGCUUGAUUUCUUCGAAUUUGGCCGGCGCGACCAGAACGUGCCGAUGGAAGAGACCUUCAAGCUGAUCCAAGAAGAAUACAUAAACACUGGCAAGCUUGGGGGCAUAUCGCUGUCGGAGGUGCGAGCGGAGACUAUCCACGAGGCUGUGAAAUAUAUCAAGGUCGCAUUUGUGGAGGUCGAGGUUUCACUGUUUUCCACUGAUAUUUUCGAGAAUGGCGUCGCUGCUGCUUGUGCCCAAUAUGGGAUUCCCAUCGUUGGCUACUCACCGAUUGGUAGAGGCAUGUUGACAGGCCAGUUCAGGAAGCUCGAGGACAUCAAAGAUCCCAUAUUCCACUCGUACAAGCUCCCGCGCUUCCAGCCGGGCAACUUCGAGAAAAACCUGGCGCUCGUCCAGCGAGUCGAGGAGAUUGCCAAGGGCAAGAACUGCACGCCCGCGCAGCUCGCGAUCAACUGGACGAGAGCGGUGUCCAGGCGUCCGGGAAUGCCCACGGUCGUGCCGAUCCCCGGUGCGACUACGGUGGAGAGGGUGACCGAGAACAGCCAGGUCAUCGAUCUCACGGAUGAAGAGCUGGCGCAGAUCGAUUCUGUCCUGGCUGGUUUCACACCAGCUGGGGGCCGCUACGGCGAUAACAUUCCUUCGAAUACCUAGGUCAGGGGCUGGGUAGGCUCAAGGUAUUACGCAUACAUUGCGACGAAGCAUAUGAGGUGUAUCAUAUUAGAUUCGUUUACAAGAAGAGUAGCGAUAGACGCAUGUACGUAGAAGCAUCUGAUAAAAUCUGUUCUACCUGUGUUCUAUACAUCUUGUAUACUAAAUAUGUGCUCCAAUGAACAAAGUGACAUCUAUCCUCAUUGCCUGACACUAUAAGAGAUCAGUGCUAUUUACUACGACUAACUGUAUCUGUUUCUGUGAAAGGUUUCCUGUGAUCGUGAGACAGUCUAACUCUCAGGUAUGAUUGCAGAUUCAAAAUGCCAAAAAACCGGGGCUUCCACCAAAUCAUGCAACAACUGUUCACAGAUCUGGAUCAUGGAGGGUGUGUUUUGGAAAAACCUUCUUUGAGAUCCUGAGGUCUUAAAGGGCUUAGGUACAUGUUGUCUAGAAUCGGCGAAGUAGGUAGGAGGGGUUGUCUCACAAAGCUCGGCUGGCUGUUUGCGGGUGGUACCUGUGGAUGAAAUUGGUAAAAGGCAGCGGGGUUCGCCGGUGACGCAAGCGAGUGGUAGGUGGCAGCUGAAUCAGCGGGGGUCAGCAGAACGCAAGGUCCAACUCUUAUAUACUAUAUCAUAGGUACAGGAACAUGCCCCUUUUAAAUACAACUACCUACCUAGGUACCUACAUGUAGGUAUCUUCUAAAACUGGGAGCUUGUUCAUAUCCGCUCUUAGUCCAGA